AAUAGAACACUGAAACUGGAGCGAGAGAAAGAAAAAGAGCGAAAGAGAGAGAAGAAGGGGGACAAAGUGGGAGAGAUAGUUGGGGUAGAGCAGCAUGGAGAAAGUCUUCAUCACCACGGUUAUCCUUCUGUUAGCUCUGUGUCCAGCUGAGUCAGAGGGUUUGGAGGUGACUGGACUUGUUGGAGGACAGGUGGAAAUCAAAUGCUCACAUAAAUUCGCAAAGGGUAACAAAAAAUACUUCUGCAAGGACACCUGCACUCAUUCAGAUAUUCUGGUUCAAACUGAGGACAGCAAGAAAUAUAUUAAGACAGGGAGAUACAGUAUAGAUGACAGAGGAGAUGGAGACUUUACUGUUACCAUCAACAACCUGAAGAUGUCAGACUCUGGGACCUACAAAUGUGGAGUGGACAGAUUCUUCAUAGACACUUCCCAGAAAGUGCUUCUCAGAGUUUUAGACGCUCCGCCUAUUCAGCCUGACAUCACUAGGACCAGUCCCCACCCCCCUGUCAUAGUCAGCAGGACAACGGUAGUCAUAACAACAGAGAAAGCGGUGAGCGGAAAAUCAUUAACAACAGCAACCCCAACAGAAGCAAUGACACCCGAUUCAGCCGCUAGUGUGCUGGUGUAUAUCGGGACAGGUCUGGGGAUGGUGGUGUGUGUGUUGGUCCUCGUUCUCCUCAUAUUCAUCAGACAAAGGAACAGAACAAAAAUAACUGAAUCUGAUAACUCCAAAAGGACUGCCUUCCAACCCAUAUACUCCACACCAACCAAUCAGAACAUAGAUACAGCCUGUGACAUCACCACAUCAACCAUUUCUUGUCCAGAUGACAUCUACUCCAACAUUGAUCCGUCUGCAGAGGUUCCAGACACUGUGAGCUAUGCUACUGUCAACUUCCCCAGAGAUCCAGCCUACCUCCAUUAUGCUACUGUCAACUUCCCCAGAGAUCUAGCCUGUCUCCACUAUGAAACUGUCAACUUCACCAGAGAUCCAGCCUGACUCCACUAUGCUACUGUCAACUUCCCCAGAGAUCCAGCCUGUCUCCACAAUGCUACUGUCAACUUCCCCAGAGAUCCAGCCUGUCUCCACUAUGCUACUGUCAACUUCCCCAGAGAUCCAGCCUGUCUCCACAAUGCUACUGUCAACUUCCCCAGAGAUCCAGCCUGUCUCCACUAUGCUACUGUCACAUUCCCAGAGAUCCAGCCUGUCUCCACUAUGCUACUAUCAACUUCCCCAGAGAUCCAGCAUGAAUUCACGUUUUCAUGUCAUUUAUUCAUUCAUUUGUGUUUUUAAUUAAUUCAUUUAUUUGAUCAAUCAUUUGUUAAUUAGUUCAUUCAUUCAUUCAUUCUUUUAUUGUUUUGUUUCUUCGUUAAUUCAUGUUUUAUUCUUAUUUUUGUAUAAUUAUUUUGAUAAUUCGUUCUUCAGUUUGUUCAUUCGUUCUUUAGUUUGUUUGUCGGUCCGUCGGUACGUCCGUUCAUUCAUUCAUUCUCUCAUUGUUUCUACUGUGAAUGUAAAACUGGCUUGAACAAAAAGAGACAGUUUGUAGCUUUUAUAAACCUUUGAUUAUUCAGUGUUUCUUACUCCACUUGAUGGGAAAUUAGCCUAUUUGUAUUUAUCAAUAAAGCACCAAUAUAUUUCUAUGUGUUUGAUACGUUCCAUUCUAGCCAUUACUAUAAGUAGUCCUCCCCUCACCAGCCUCCACUGCUGCUGUCAGUA
This is a messenger RNA of Salmo salar (Atlantic salmon), 1714 nucleotides long. RefSeq lists its product as uncharacterized. Gene Ontology annotation, molecular function: transmembrane signaling receptor activity. The record is from RefSeq and is a predicted model, not a curated record. Gene Ontology annotation, cellular component: plasma membrane. NCBI's taxonomy places the organism in Eukaryota, Metazoa, Chordata, Actinopteri, Salmoniformes, Salmonidae.